Molecule: messenger RNA, 1829 nt
Organism: Loxodonta africana (African savanna elephant)
Lineage: Eukaryota; Metazoa; Chordata; Mammalia; Proboscidea; Elephantidae
Gene: CATSPER4
Product: cation channel sperm associated 4
Exons: 11
Coding region: 483-1829 (448 amino acids)
Biological process (GO): sperm capacitation; transmembrane transport; flagellated sperm motility
Cellular component (GO): sperm principal piece; membrane; CatSper complex
Molecular function (GO): calcium-activated cation channel activity; voltage-gated calcium channel activity
Source: RefSeq, a predicted model, not a curated record
CUGAAGCUCCCGUUGGGAAGGGUGCCAGUGCCCAGAGACACUGUGUAUGGAGGGCAUGUUGGGCAGCUCUGGAGGAUGGGCCAGUGGGUUGUAGUAACUGGUGGGGAGGGGUGGAGGUUAAGCUCUGCUACAAGGAGGACUCUGGGCAAGAGAGCUUUCUGUUCCCUUAGCCAAGCCUCACCUCCAACUCCUGGACCCGGAACAGGGACACACCCCUGUGCCUCCAUCAUCCAUGCUGCGCAGUGCAAGUGACCUGAUCUACUUCCAUCGGUCUCUGACCUCUGACCCCAGCCCAGCCCCUCAGUGUCCUUGGAUUCCUCUAUGGGGUACAGAGGGGGACAGUGGGAGGAGCUUCUCUCAGGGUUGGAAUUCCUUGGUAGAAUGUGGAGCUGGAGGUCACAGACGCCUCUAUGAUAUCACCACGAGGGGGCGCUAGGCCACUUGAAAUGAAAUUUCCUUGACGAGUAGGAGACUGAGCAGCUAUGAACAACACCCGAAAAAUCUGGUGGCAGCAAUGCACAGACACCAUCAACAUCAAACCUUUGUCCAUCCUAAGGACCCCACACGAGCCCUAUGCCCGGACAGAGGAGCAAGUGCUCAUCAAUCGCCGGGACAUCACUAGUAACACAGAUGCCUGGGACAUGCAUGAGUUCAUCACGCGCAUGUAUGUAAAGCAGCUGCUCCGACACCCAGCCUUCCAGCUGCUGCUGGCCCUGCUACUGGUGGUCAACGCCAUCACCAUCGCUAUCCGCACCAACUCCGUCCUAGGCCAGAAACACUAUGAGUUGUUCUCUACCAUAGAUGACAUUGUGCUGACCAUCCUUAUCUGUGAGGUUCUCCUUGGCUGGCUCAAUAGCUUCUGGAUUUUCUGGAAGGACGGCUGGAACAUCCUCAACUUCCUUAUCAUCUUUAUCUUGCUCCUGGGUACCUUCAUUGAAGAACUAGAUGUCAUCGCUGUCACCUACACCCUCAGGGUGCUUCGUCUGUUGCACGUGUGCAUGGCGGUGGAGCCCCUGGCCCGGAUCAUCCAUGUCAUCGUGCAGUCCGUGCCUGGCAUGGCCAAUAUCAUGACCCUUAUCCUCUUCUUCAUGCUGGUGUUUGCCGUGUUUGGGGUCACCCUCUUUGGUGCGUUCGUGCCCAAACAUUUCCAGAACAUGCAGGUUGCACUGUACACCCUCUUCAUCUGCAUCACCCAGGACGGUUGGGUGGACAUCUACAGUGACUUCCAGAUGGAGAAGAGGGAGUAUGCAAUGGAGAUUGGGGGCGCCAUCUACUUUGCCAUCUUCAUUACCCUUGGUGCCUUCAUUGGCAUCAACCUGUUGGUCGUCGUGGUGACUACCAACCUGGAGCUGAUGAUGAAGAGAGGACAGCAAGGGCACCAGCAUCAAAUAAACUUCAGUGAGACAGGCUACGAGGAAGAGGACGAGGGUAGCCAGCUGCCACUGGUGCAUUGUAUAACCGCCCGCUUGGCAAGAUCCGGCCUUCCCCAGGAGCCACUGGUUGGGGGGCCCCUGUCGAACCUCUCGGAGACCACGUGUGACAACUUUUGUUUGGUGCUCGAGGCGAUACAGGAGAACUUGAUGCAGUACAAGGAGAUCCGAGAUGAGCUCAACACGAUUGUGGACGAGGUACGAUCCAUACGCUUCAACCAGGAGCAGGAAGAGGAGAUGAUGUACAGGGCCAUGUCUCUGAACCUGCAGAUGGAGAGCUGGACCUCCGUUGACAUCCACAACCGCCAGCAAGACUUGCUCACCGCGCUCAUGAACAUGGAAAAGGUUCAGGAAUCCACCACAAAUGUACUCCAUAAUAAACACAGGCCCAGCCACUGA